Molecule: messenger RNA, 2705 nt
Organism: Calypte anna (Anna's hummingbird)
Lineage: Eukaryota; Metazoa; Chordata; Aves; Apodiformes; Trochilidae
Gene: LRSAM1
Product: leucine rich repeat and sterile alpha motif containing 1
Exons: 25
Coding region: 161-2347 (728 amino acids)
Molecular function (GO): protein binding
Source: RefSeq, a predicted model, not a curated record
GCUCUGGCUGAGCGACUCGGUGGUGGCGGGAGGGAGGGAGGAGCGGAGCGAUGGCGGCGAGCACAGUUCUGUAGUCCAGACUCCCCGUCAGGAGGAGCCCUCUGCCAUUCCUGAUGCUGAUCAUUUGUGCCACUGAGGCAGGGCAGAGGCAGAGCUGAGGAUGCCUCUCUUCUCCCGUAAGAAGAAACCCAGUGGGGAGGCUCAGAAGCGCCUGGAGUACCAACUGUGCCUGGCAAAAGAAGCUGGUGCUGAUGACACUCUUGACAUAUCCAGAUGUGAGCUCUCUGAGGUUCCUUAUGGGGCCUUUGCAACUUGUAAAGUCUUGCAGAAAAAGGUGCUGAUUAUUCAUACAAAUAAUCUGACAUCUUUAGUUCCAAAGUCCUGCAGCCUCCUGAGCCUCAGAACUCUAAAGGUUCUAGACCUGCAUGACAACCAGCUGGUAUCUCUCCCUCCUGAUAUUGGGCAGCUGACAUCUCUCCAGGUCUUAAACCUUGAAAGGAAUCUCUUAACAUCUCUUCCACAAUCCAUAGGAGACCUUGCCCAGCUCCAGAUGCUCAAUGUGAAAGGCAACAAGCUGAAGGAGCUGCCUGACAGUGUGAGUGGCUGGCAGAGGCUGAGCACCCUGGAUGUCAGUGAGAACUCCCUGCAGGAGCUGCCGCGGGUGUUGGCUCACGUCCGCACGCUGCAGAUGCUGACCCUGGAUGCCUCUUCCAUGAUCUACCCAUCCCCUGACAUCUGCAGGGCAGGUACAGAGGCCAUCCAGCAGUUCCUCUGCAGAGAGUGUGGAAUUGCCUACUACCCUCCUUCACAGGAUCUGCUCCCUGCUCUGGAGAGGGAUGAAGGAGGAACAGCAGUGGAUGGGGUGGACAAGGUGGUGCUUAAGUACUUGGAGGAGGAGAGCGAGUGGCAGAACAAAUUCUUGGAUUAUGAGAAGAGGAAGGAAAGGAAAAUGCAGGAGAAGCUGGAAUUCGAGCGGCGCCUGAACGUGGGGCAGCGUGAACAAGCACUGCUGGUCCAGCAGCUCAGCACGCAGAAGGAUGAGAUCCUGCAGACAGUCAGAGAGGAGCAGCUGAGGUUGGAGGAGGGUCUGACCAAGCACCAGCGCUGGGUGGAGCGGGAGCGCCUGAGGCUGCUGCAGGAGCUGAAGCAAACAGAGCAAGGAAUUGCUGCCCGGGUCCAGAAGCUGCUGCAGGACAACCAGAGGCAGAAACAAAGUUCAGAAAUUCUGAAAUCCUUGGAGAAUGACAGAAUAAGGAUGGAGCAGCUGAUGGCCAUAACACAGGAGGAGACGGAGAAUCUGCGCAGGAGGGAAGUGGCCUCUGCCAUGCAACAAAUGCUGGCUGAGAGCUACAAGAACAAACUCCUCCAGAUGAGCUACGAGUCUCGUCGGCAAGACCUGGUCAGCCAGGCCUGCUCCAGCCUGGCUGAGAUGGAUGAGAAGUUCCAGCAAAUCCUGGCUUGGCAGCAGCUGGAUCAGAACAGAGCUGUCAGUCAGAUCCUGCAGCAGAUUGAGAUGCAGAAAGCUGCCUUUGAAGCUCUCCAACUGAAGAAGGAUCUUAUGCACAGGCAGAUCAGGAACCAGAUUAAAUUAAUAGAAACAGAGUUAUUGCAGUUGACACAGCUGGAGUUAAAGAGGCAAGAACUGGACACAGAGAUGCUGCAGGGAGUGAUCACAGAGCAACGCCAGGCACUCAGCUACCUCCUGCAGCAGCUGCUCAAGGAGAAGAAGCAAAGGGAAGAAGAACUCCAGCAAAUACUGCUGGAGAUGGAGGCAAAGAGUGAAACAAAGCAGGAGAACUACUGGCUGAUCCAGUACCAGCGCCUGCAGAACCAGAAGCCCCUCUCCCUGAAGCUCCAGGAGGAGGGCCUGGAGAAGCUGCUGGUGAACCUUUUACUGGAGCUCUCAGCUGAGCAGUACCUCCCUGUUUUUGCACACCAUCGCCUGUCCUUGCAGGUGCUCAGCACCAUGACUGCCAGUGACCUGGAAAAGAUUGGGGUGGUGGAGGCUGGCCUGCAGCGUGCCAUCCCCAGGAGAGCUCAGGAGAUCCUGGCUGUGGCCAAGACCAUCCCAGAGCUCCUGAGGACAGUGGACACUGAGGUCCCUGCAGGACCAGAACCCAGUGCUCCCUUCGAGGAGGCUCCCAGCCCAGUGGUCCCCACAGCUCCCCCACUGCAGCUGGGUGAGAAGAAGUCUGAGUGUGUCGUCUGCAUGGAGCAGGAGACCCAGAUGAUUUUCCUGCCCUGUGGUCACGUCUGCUGCUGCCAGACCUGCUGUGAGCAGCUCCUCUCGUGUCCCCUCUGCCGCAAGGACAUCACGCAGCGCAUCCGCAUCUUCCACAGCAGCUAGGCAGGGCCUGGCUCCUUGGCACUGCCUCUGCACCCCUUCCCAGCACCACCACCCCUUCCCAGGGCCACAGACCCCUUCCCAGACCAUGUGCCACUUCUGCUCCAUGCCGGUAGCAAACAGACCCUGGCACAGCACUGCCCCGUGCACAGCCCUGGGCUGGCUGCUGCCACCAUCCCCCAGGGGGCUUCUCAGCCUCGGGUUCCCUGUUCUUCUUCUGCAUCCCCUCCUCCUGCCUGCCCACCCACCCAGCAUCCUCUUGCCUAAGAGCUCUGGGUGAUGGAACCAGGUUCCCAUCUCUCCCUUCCUCUCUGGCUCAUGUAUUUGCCUUCAGAAAUGUCCCUUGCUCAGCAGGGACAUC